AAAAUAAAAAAUGAUUUGAUGAGAUAAGAGCUCCGCUAUAUCUAUGCUAGCCAGCUGCAAGCAACUCCCACCAUUCAACACACAAUAGAUAGGAGAGAUUAGAAGAUUGAUCAAUGGCGGUAAGGGGCAUGAUGUUUAUGGGCAUGACAGUCAUUCUACUGAGUCUAACAGGUGCCAAACUUGGCGCCUGUUUAAUCUUAGAUUACUAUGCCUUUGCCUGCCCGUUUGCGGAGUUCAUUGUUAGAGACACUGUGAAUCGAGCCAUACAACGCGACAUGAGUAUUGCAGCAGGACUUCUCAGAAUGCAUUUUCAUGACUGCUUUGUGGAGGGAUGCGAUGGAUCGAUUCUGAUAGACUCCACAAGUGAGAAUAAGGCUGAGAAGGAUUCUCCUGCCAAUCUGAGUUUACGCGGCUACGAGGUCAUCGACGAGGCUAAAGAAAUGAUUGAGGACCGCUGUCCAGGCGUUGUAUCUUGCGCAGACAUUAUUGCAAUGGCAGCUCGAGACGCAGUUCUCUUUUCGGGAGGGCCCAUGUAUGAUGUGCCAAAGGGACGAAAGGAUGGAAGGAGAUCAAGAAUCAUGGAUACCAUAAACUUGCCUUUUGCAACAUUCAACGCUUCUCAGCUCAUCAGAGCAUUCGGCGAACGUGGGCUUUCUGCUAGAGAGAUGGUGGUUCUUUCAGGAGGUCAUACGCUGGGGGUGGCACGGUGUUCCUCUUUCAAAAACAGGGUGAGCAAUUCGAAUUCGGAGGUGGAGGGGUCUAGCAACGUUCAAUUCUUGGCGACGUUGAAGAGCGCGUGCAGUAAGGGAGACGAUGCGACUGUAGCUUUUGACGAGAGUGUGAACGAUUUCGACAAUUCGUAUUUCAUGGGGUUGGAGGAAGGCAUGGGAGUGCUGAGCUCCGAUCAGACGCUCAUGUCCUCCUCCGCCACGCGAGGUGUGGUAGGGAUGUACGCCUCUAACCAGGCUUCCUUCUUCUUUGACUUUUCCCAAGCCAUGCUCAAACUCGGAACUGUGGGUGUCAAGGACGUCCCCAAUGGCGAUGUUCGUUUCAAUUGUCGCCAACUAAAUUAAAACAAGUGUAGGCUGCCAGCCUUAAACACCACACAUUAAGUAACAUAUUAAGUCUAGAGAAUGUCAGUUAAUUCUGAGUGUUUAACACUUUUAAGACUAGAAGCCAAAGCUUAAUGUGUGUGAUUUAAGUCAAUUGAGGCAGGGGCGAUCUAUUUGUUCUUUUUUCA
Cryptomeria japonica (Japanese cedar) is the source of this 1240-nucleotide messenger RNA. RefSeq names its product peroxidase 47. Lineage: Eukaryota; Viridiplantae; Streptophyta; Pinopsida; Cupressales; Cupressaceae. Gene Ontology annotation, biological process: hydrogen peroxide catabolic process; response to oxidative stress. The transcript has 4 exons. The record is from RefSeq and is a predicted model, not a curated record. Gene Ontology annotation, molecular function: heme binding; peroxidase activity. The coding region runs from base 114 to 1073 and encodes 319 amino acids.